Messenger RNA from Megachile rotundata (alfalfa leafcutting bee), 3214 nucleotides. RefSeq lists its product as uncharacterized. The record is from RefSeq and is a predicted model, not a curated record. Gene Ontology annotation, cellular component: plasma membrane. NCBI's taxonomy places the organism in Eukaryota, Metazoa, Arthropoda, Insecta, Hymenoptera, Megachilidae. Gene Ontology annotation, molecular function: guanyl-nucleotide exchange factor activity. Gene Ontology annotation, biological process: Ras protein signal transduction.
CCAAAACCUCAAAAUACCAAAUUUGCAACCUGCGAUCUGUCGUCUCCCGCCAUUUUCUUCAGGCGAGCUACAUCUGCACUCAACUGUACUCAACUUACAAUUUCCUACAACCACAUUCAAGCCUAUCCAAGAACACAGCAAAAUAAACGCCCUCUGUCAUGUCUCAACUAUUUGAGCACACGAGACUCGUAUAUUAACCUCUCCUCAAAAAACAACCUCCUCAACAACCCGUCGCAAUCAAAGUGUCAAAAAAAUUCUCCAGUCCCGUUGAAUUCUUUAGAUGAUUCCUUCUAACGAUCCCAGUAUUUCGUUAAACAAAACGCCAUGAACGCAAACAAUAAUCUUGCUCGUCAGAGAAAUCGCGAAAUGGAAGAGAACAGAAUACAAAGGCUAUUAGCUUCGGAGUAUACAGACUUUUCUGAUACCAUCAUCGUGGAGUCUUCUUUCGCUGAAACAACUAGAAGCGGACGAGGAAUCCGUCAGGUUUCGCUUGGUCUCACGUCCACUAAGUUGAUCAUAGCUGCGGAUGUUUUUAGAGGGACACCAGAUUUUAUUUGUCCUCAUGAUCUGGACCCUAGUAUCGAGAGCUUUGAGCUGAUAUCGGUGUAUCCUUUGCAAUAUGUUACCCUCAGCGUUUUCAACAGGAGACGUCGCAAAACUUUAAAGGCAAGAUUCGUCGAUGGAAGGACGACUUAUUACGAGCUCUCCGGCAUUCAAAGAAGAAACCUUCAUUGGCAGAAAUGGUGCAAACACAUAGACCAUCUACUCUCAAGAGCAGUGGAUGGAAGUUCCCUAUCAGAAACCACAGCCGCAAGCUCAUCGAGUAGUUCAACCCUGUACAUCCUAUCAUCGGAGAUCGAGAUCCAAAGAGACGCUGACAAAGGAACGAACAAAAUGCAGGUGGUACAAGUGCUUCCUUUUUAUAUAAUCGUAUUUCACAGAAGUUAUACCGAAAACAGAAUAUGGGCCCAUUACGGAGGAGCAGGUGAUCAUAUACCUCCAACGUGGACCAGAAAGGACUUGUACCUGGGUCCUUCUUACAACGAGUUGGCCAAUGGUCACUACACACCGAUUCCCGUGCGAUUUGCUGGCGCGAGUCUCGAGAUAAUCAAGGAUGAACUGAGAGAUCUGUCUCCGAACCGAUUGGAGAAGGCCACCAAAAGUUGGCCGACCUGCAGAUGCUCUAAGGACAAGAACGGUGGACUGUGUGACGUGCUGUUCAUUAGAGACCACAGUCGCAAAUAUUACAACGCGAAGAAGUUCUCCGUGGCCUGUCAGAGUUGUCCUUGCAAUCGCCUGCAGGGGAGACUCUUGGACGAGAAACGGAACGUCUGGUACAACGAACAGACACUGUACGAGUCGUCAGCAAAGAAAGAAAAACAAUCCGAAAGUCCCGACAAGUGUUUAGCAAAGAGGAUAUCCCGUUUCGGAAUUGGAGUUCCAGAGAAAUGCCACUCCGGGUUGGUCCUAGGUCCCACACGCAGGGAUCGACAGUGUUACGAAGCUUCAAGGUCGAACGAGAAGAACAUGAUGAAUCUGUACGUUCUCAUGGAGAGUGGCGUGAAAGUCUGGGAAGGCGAAGAGAAAGGUCGGUGCAGGUCCACGAAACGUUUCAGACACUUCAGAAGAUACGGUCUCUGCACGGCGGCGCAUUUUCUUUACGCUCUCGGCCCCUGGUCCGUGCAACCUGGAGAGAGGACGCUUCUACAAGGCCGUAGAUCGUUCAGUCUGGUCACCGUUCGUAGACAACCCGUUGACUCGGAACUGAGACUUCCUGUAUCGCGUAGACAACUCGGGACCAGUGUUUCUCAUACUUCUUUGCAGUUGGGUAGGUUUGGGUCGGUUGGGACCGCUGCCAAGGGACGAGUGAUAUUAUUUUGGACUCCGGAUUAUUGGUACAGACCUAGACCUGCGGCGGCUGCUUACAGGGAGCUGAGGCAACACUUGAACCACCUAAGAAAUUUUCGCCAAGAAAAGGACCGACCGAAACGCAAACUAUUUCAGAGAAAGAAAAAGUGUCCGUGCGAAGAAGAGUCCAUCAUCAGCACCGAAGAGAAACCCAGUCUUCUAGGACGAAUCUUCUCAAGUAACGGAACAUACAGAAAGAAGAAGAAAGUUCAAGACGAAGAGUCAAGUGCAACUCUACAACUAAGAAGAUUAUUAAGGAUGGACUUCAGAGUCACGAUCUGGGAUAUAGAUAGUACUAUACUGGCCACGCAGCUGACCCUCAUAGAUCGUGAUCUUUUCGUCCGAAUUCCCUCCGAGGAGAUCGAGAUCUUGGUCUUCCAAAGAAACUCCAGAAACGCUCCUAAUUUAGCAGCCUGGAUAGCCUUCAGUCAUCGAGUGUCUUGUUUGACUGUUAGCGAGAUUCUAGCGACGAGGAAGUUAGCCAUGAGGAGUAGAGUCAUCGCGAGAUUCGUUAAUGCCGCUAACAAGUGUUUCGCUAUGGGAAAUUUUCAUUCGUGCAGGUCCAUUUUGGCUGGGUUACAGGCGCCGCCUAUUUAUAGGCUACGGAGCAGUUGGUCCUAUUUGCGAACGCAUCAUGCUAAUAGAUACGAAAUGAUGGAACGGCUCAGCAAGAUCUACAAAAAUCCCUGUUGUUCCGUAUAUCGCCGAGCAUGGACAAAAGCGGAAAGAAACGUCCCUUCCCUGCCGUACGUCGGUGAUCUUCUAACAAGAGUUCUCGGUCUAAAUCCAGAAUCCCAACAGCAAAGUAAUUCCAGUCAUAUGAAAAAUGCAAGUCGCAGUCCCAAUCGUUUCAUCCAAAAGUCACUCAACAAUGAUGCAUGUCUGAAAAGUAAUCAGGAUUUAGAACAAAAACAAGGAUUGAGUAAACGUAUACUGGAGUCUGUUUUGACUAGAAUAAAAGGGGACCAAAAAACGAUUUACGAGGAGAAGACAGAUUUGUUGUGGACAUCUAGGGAACAGGACUUAGCGUGGAAAUAUUUUUACCGGUGGAACAAUAUUGUUCUCCAACGCAGGGCUUGUGUGGAAGAAGAGGAGAAGUGGAGGAACAUGGAUCCGAGGAUGAGACGAGUCCUCGAGGUUGUAUCUUGGUUGGUGGAUUGUCAGAAACGAGCUUCGGUGUUCGAUUUUCCGGGACACUCGUUCACCCGUGAGUUUCUAUUAAAAAAUAGAUACAGAGAGGAUCGAGAGAACUUCUUUAUUAGUAUGAAACUGGAACCGCCGAUGAUCACUUGAUCGAGAGUAUUAA